CUUGAAGGCAUCAUAAGACCGGGUGCACAUCACCACAGGCGGUGACUUCAACAGCUCCGCUAAACUUAAACAUAGACGGUUAUUGGAGCAGCCGGGGAAGUAGGGAAAAUUGAGAGCAUAUUGGUUUAUAACGGGGGAGAUUACCUGAUAUCAUUUUAGUUAAAGAGAUUGUUUGAUCACGGAUAUAUGCUGCUUGGAUUACUCUAUCAUCAGAAUGACAAGUAAACAGACACAGUUUCGGGCUCUUGACAAACCUCGGAGAUAGCUAACUUAGCUUAAAGCCAAAAAACAAACUAGCGUUAAGCUAACGUUAGUUGAGUUUUCUUUGUUCGUUAUUUUUUGGUGGUUUACGGUCCCGUUGACGUUAAAUUAUCAUCAGGUUUCAUUAACACCAUCAAAAGCUAAAAAGUCUGAACUCAAGUCGAUGUCCAUAUAUGCUAUUUAACGUCAUGAUUCAACGUGGCUCAAGUUAAUAUAGAAUUGGCUUUCACUACUUCGAAUCAAAAGGAUUUCUACUUGAACGAAAAUAAACACUGGACAUAAACUUAACGUUACCUAUAUCAAGGACCUGAAUGGCCUCCGUUGUUGCAGUGAAAACUGAGAAGCGACCUGCAGCUGAUUCUCAGGAUGCAGACUCAAAUGCAAAAAAGCCCAGGAAACUUCUGCCCAGCCUGAAGACCAAGCAAGCCCCCGAGCUAGUCUUGGUGAUUGGCACGGGGGUAAGCUCUGCAGUGGCCCCUCAAGUCCCUGCACUCCGCUCCUGGAAAGGCCUCAUCCAGGCCUUGCUUGAUGCAGCCAAUGACUUUGACCUACUAGAGGAAGAGGAGAGUCGGCGUUUCCAGAAGCACAUGCAGGAAGAUAAGAAUUUGGUUCAUGUGGCCCAUGACCUCAUUCAGAAACUUUCCCCGAGAACAGGCAAUGUGCGAUCAACAUUCUUCAAGGACUGUCUAUACGAGGUGUUUGACAAUUUGGAGUGUAAGAUGGAGCAUGCAGGGAAACAUCUUCUGCGCUCAGUGCUGCAGUUAAUGGAGAGUGGUGCGCUGGUCCUCACUACUAACUUUGACAACCUGUUGGAGAUCUAUGCAGCUCACCAGGGCACCAAGCUGGAGUCUUUGGACCUGACCGAUGAGAAGAAGGUGUUGGAGUGGGCUCAGGAGAAACGGAUGUUAAGUGUUCUGCAUAUCCAUGGUGUUUACACCAACCCCAGUGGUAUUGUACUGCACCCUGCAGGCUACCAGAAUGUACUGAGGAACACUGAAGUUAUGCGGGAGAUCCAGAAGCUGUACGAGACCAAAUCUUUUGUGUUUCUCGGCUGCGGGCGCACAGUAGACGACACAACUUUCCAGGCUCUGUUCUUGGAGGCAGUCAAACACAAGUCGGACCUUGAACACUUCAUGCUGGUACGGCGAGAGGACGUGGGUGAGUUCAAGAAGCUGCGUGACAACAUGCUGGACAAGGGCAUCAAGGUCAUCUCCUAUGGAGACGAGUAUGCCGACCUACCCGAGUACUUUGAGAGGCUGGCCAAUGAGAUCUGCAACCGUGAUGUGUCAACCAACGGCUGGGGGUCUCCUUCACGAAAUGGGGAAGAACAGCAGAACGGCUUUAACACACAGAAAAGCCUCCUUCAAGCCCAUCAUUCUUGACAGGCACAGUCGGGAUCAUUAUCAGUCCUUUUCCUCCACAGCUCCGCCGUGAGAUCAGUGUACUUUGAGUAGUACUAGAGUCUGAUUUCAAUCAAGGGAUUUAAGAAUGCGGGUAAACUAUGGGCCAUGGCAGACCUAAAAGCUGUUGACAGGGUUUCACAGGUGUCUGUGAUUUUCCUUUAUUAGUUCUGCUUUAAAAGGGAAAGGAGAAGCAAGUAAUAGCCAAUAGCCAAACUCACAGUCCCACUGCACUGUAUUUAAAUGUUGCUCAAUGUUUGCGAAUCUACAGUAAAUGAAAGUUUUAAAUAUGCA
This is a messenger RNA of Sander lucioperca (pikeperch), 1955 nucleotides long. RefSeq names its product family with sequence similarity 118 member B (gene siral1). The record is from RefSeq and is a predicted model, not a curated record. The transcript is spliced from 8 exons. Lineage: Eukaryota; Metazoa; Chordata; Actinopteri; Perciformes; Percidae. The coding region runs from base 573 to 1643 and encodes 356 amino acids.